Musa acuminata subsp. malaccensis (wild Malaysian banana) is the source of this 1242-nucleotide messenger RNA. Its product is annotated as cyclin-dependent kinase inhibitor 5. Gene Ontology annotation, cellular component: nucleus. Gene Ontology annotation, molecular function: cyclin-dependent protein serine/threonine kinase inhibitor activity. Lineage: Eukaryota; Viridiplantae; Streptophyta; Magnoliopsida; Zingiberales; Musaceae. Gene Ontology annotation, biological process: negative regulation of cyclin-dependent protein serine/threonine kinase activity. The record is from RefSeq and is a predicted model, not a curated record.
UCUAUUCCCAAAACUCAAUACCUCUCCAAAACCCCACCUAUCUCCCCCCACUAUCGCUUCCCAAAACUCACUCUUUUCUUCUGUUUCCAUUGCCGUUCUCCGCUUCUUAUCUCUCCCCACGCCUUCUUUCGUCGUUCCUUCUCUCUUUCGUGGAGUGAACCAAUAGAGGGUGAAGGAGGGGAAGGAUAUACGAUGGGGAAAUAUAUGAGGAAAGCCAAACUUUCCGGCGAGGUGGCGGUCAUGGAGGUCGCUGCCCACCAGCCCUCCCUCGGUGUCCGCACCCGCGCUCGGGCCCUUGCUGCUGCCGCCGCCGCCGCCGCCGCCGCCGCAGCGGCACAGGACUCCUCCCUCGCCUACCUCGAACUCCGUAGUCGCCGCCUCGAGAAGCCCCUGCCUCUGGUUUCGGCAUGCAAGCCCAAAUCUAACCCUAGUCCAAAGCUUACCUCUCAGAGGGCGAACCGUUCCUCGGCGUCGAAUUCGCGGUCGGCGGGGUCCGUUCGGAUGAGGAGGUGUUUGGACAGGGGCGAGGGUGCGUCGCCGGAUGUGGAAGUGUCGUUCGGCGAGAACUUCCUCGAGUCUGAAUCGAGAGAAAGAGAGAUGACACCUUGCAGCUCGAUAAGGGAUUCGGCAACAGCAGUGACUCCAGGUUCUACAACAAGAUCUAGCUACUCAAUUGCCGGUCACCGGAGAAUGCAGAAUCCAAUGCCACAAAACUUCCCCACUGAUUGCGAAAUGGAAGAGUUUUUUAUGGGGCUAGAGAAACUCCAGCAGCAAAUAUUCAUAGAAAAGUACAACUACGAUCCUGUGAAUGACCACCCACUCCCAGGCCGGUAUGAAUGGGUGGAAAUCGACUCAUAGGGAGAACAUCAUCCAACUAUCUCUGUCCAGGAAUUCCAGAGGAGAGAGGGAGAGGAGUGCAAUGCCAACCGUUUUUGUCACCACAUCCAGAGCUCCCUGUUCCGGGUGUAGUGUAAUGAUCUUUAGAGCUGACAAGGUACUCCUUGGUGAAGAGAAGAUGAUGCCGAAGCUUAUGGUAACUUAUUAAGAGCUCAUUCCAAGGUGUGUUGUAGGGCUACUCACCUUUGUAAUGCAGCAGCAGCACUCUUCCGAUGGAACGGAGAUCAACAAUGCUGCACCAGAGUUAGUGUUACUAGUAGCUACGAGUUCUUGUGAUGGUCGCUAAUGGUUCAGAGUGGUCUGUCAGAAAUAUAAAAUGACCCAUUUGCCUUUAUUCGAUCCUUG